GUCAUCAGGCGGCGCCGCAUCAGCGCUAGGAUACAACUGGAGAAAGGAUAAAGUGUCCAAACACAGAGGAAGAACUCCUGCUGAAGCGACUGAUCUCCACACUGUUAUAAAGAUGGCAUUUAUUAAAGAGGAGAGUGAAGAUGUGAAGAUUGAAGAAACAUUCACAGUCAAACAGGAAGAUCUGCAGGAACAAACAGACCUGAUGGUGCUGAAAGAAGAGACUCAUCAACGGAAUGAAAUGGAAGAGAAACAGCAAAACAUAACAACUGAUAAAAAACCCACACUGACUGAAAAGACUUCAUCAACGGGAAGACCUCGGAAAUCCAAAUCUAGGUGCAAUUUCACUUGUCAUCAAUGUGGAAACCGUUUCAGCCGAAAACAAAGCCUUCAAGUCCACAUGAUAACUCACACUGGAGAGAAACCUUUCAGCUGUAAACAGUGUGGGAAGAGUUUCAGUCAAAAGCCAAACCUUUAUGUUCAUAUGAGAGUUCACACAGGGGAGAAACCGUACACCUGUGAACAGUGUGGAAAGAGUUUUGCUAAAAUCUAUGACUUUAAAGUCCACAUGAGAAUUCACACUGGAGACGGGUCGCAUACAUGCCAACAGUGUGGGAAAAGCUUCUAUAAUGCAGGAAACCUUGCAGUCCACAUGAGAAUUCACACUGGAGAAAGGCCGUACACAUGCCAACAGUGUGGGAAAAGCUUCUAUCAUGCAGGAAACUUGGCAGUGCACAUGAGAAUUCACACUGGGGAGAAGCCUUACUCUUGCUCUCAGUGUGGAAAGAGUUUUAAGCUAAAUGGCACCCUUGAAGUCCACAUUAGAACUCACAAUGGAGAAAGAACUUUUACUUGCACACAGUGUGGGAAAAGUUUUGCUCAUAAACAAAAUCUUGACACCCACAUGAGGAUUCACACUGGAGAAAAACCUUACAUAUGCAUAUGUGGUAAAAGUUUCACAUAUCAAAGCUCACUCAAACACCACAUGAUAAGUCACACCGGACAGAAGCCGUUUGCAUGUUCUCAGUGUGGAAAGAGCUUCACAACCAAAGCUAGCCUCAUGAACCACAUGAAUGGUCACACUGGAACUAUAGUGUUCACAUGUGAUCUGUGUGGAAUAAGACUCACACGCAAAGACUCCAUUAAGCAACACAUGAAGAUUCACUCAGGAGCGGAUCGUUUUAGAUGCAGUGAGUGUGGAAAGGACUUUAAACAUAAAAGAAGCCUCAGCACUCACAUAAAGCUUCACAAUGGAGAGCAGAGUCCUCGAAAUUGAGGCCUUGUCCACACAUAAACACGAGUAUAUUCAAAACAGCAGCUUUUUCAUGUAGUUUGGUUGUUCAUUGACGUGAGGUUUAUUUAUAAACUACUUUCCAGAGGAUCACAUGCUUAUGAUUGUCCACAGCUGGUCCCGCAUUGGCUAACACAUGAUUCACCAAUCAGGCGAUUCGUGACUCACUAUAAAUAAUCAGAGUUUCUUACCUAAGUUAUCUUCACCUUGAGGAAUCUCCCCCCCCCUACUUUCUAGAUUGGGCGACACGGUGGCUCAGUCGUUAGCACCGUUGCCUCAAAGCAAGAAUGUCACAGGUUUAAAUCCCUACUGAACCAGUCGACAUUUGUGUAGAGUUUGCUCAUUCACCCUGUGCUCACGUUGGUUUCCCCCGGAUUCCUUCCACAGUCCAAAAACACGCGAAAAACAUUAGAGAGAUUAACAGGGACUUGCACCUGUCAAAAUUUGAUUGAUGACCGCCCCUUAAUAUAGAUUUGAUACUUCCAGAAAUUAGAUAUUUAUCUGUUUAAUUAAAUGGUAUUUUAUAAUUCCGAUAAUUAGUUUGUAAACGUAUUAAUUAAAUUAUAAUUACUGUAAUUAAAUCAUAUUCAGAAUAAUCAAGUUAUAAUACCGAUAAUAUUAAAGUUGCAGUAGGUGAUCUGCCAGAAUGCUAGCAUUAACAUAAUAGCUUAGACAUUUUAUGACCCUCCCCUGCAGUUCGAAGCCACACCUUCUUAAGUCAUGGAUACGUGAACGUGCACUGAUUAGAUAACACUAGAUCAUGUCAUUCACCAGUUAGAAAACUCUAUGGAGACACAAACUUUAUCAAGCGUAGUUGUUGACAGUCCAGCGGGUGCAGGAAUUAUAUUUCCCCAAAACUGUGACAGGCUGUCACUGUUCAAAAAUGAACAAAUGUGUGUAGUCUUCUAUAGCCACUUGUGGGUUUGACGCUCUACAUUAAAGGUACUGCACUAUAUGUACAGUUUGGGCUCAACUUCAUUUUCCAUACAGUCAAGGACAACACGCGUACACUGUUCUUUCGUUGGCUGAAAUACCUUGGAAAUAUAUGUCCACAAUUUUGAUUGAACAACAAUUGUAUGUUCAAAGUUUGUAUGUUAAAGAGACAUUAUUGGGUUAUUAGAUUUAUUAUUCCUGUAUUUGUUGUCCAAACACAUGUUCAUAAUUACUGAGACGUGUUCAUAUUGCUGAGUGGCGUGACGCAUAUGUUAAUUUGCUGACAUUUGAUACAAAUGGGUUUCAUUUAAUAGAUUUUCCUUAUGUGUGUAUAAGAUUUGUGUAAAAAGGAACUAUGUACAUUAGUAGUAAGAUAAUGUUAAGCUGAUUGAACUGAACAUGUUGAAAAUAUCAUUGUCAUGUGAAUAAGAUUGUAUUCUUAUUUUUCCCUUUCCCUUUGUUGUAGUUUUACAAACAGAAUAGUUGUGUAAUAUUGUGAGGAACA
Danio aesculapii is the source of this 2726-nucleotide messenger RNA. Its product is annotated as gastrula zinc finger protein XlCGF8.2DB-like. The record is from RefSeq and is a predicted model, not a curated record. Gene Ontology annotation, molecular function: DNA-binding transcription factor activity, RNA polymerase II-specific; RNA polymerase II cis-regulatory region sequence-specific DNA binding. The transcript is spliced from 3 exons. Lineage: Eukaryota; Metazoa; Chordata; Actinopteri; Cypriniformes; Danionidae. Bases 113 to 1273 code for a protein of 386 amino acids. Gene Ontology annotation, cellular component: nucleus. Gene Ontology annotation, biological process: regulation of transcription by RNA polymerase II.